Messenger RNA from Chionomys nivalis (European snow vole), 2962 nucleotides. RefSeq names its product ral guanine nucleotide dissociation stimulator like 2 (gene Rgl2). The record is from RefSeq and is a predicted model, not a curated record. The transcript is spliced from 17 exons. Gene Ontology annotation, biological process: Ras protein signal transduction; positive regulation of GTPase activity. Gene Ontology annotation, cellular component: plasma membrane. Gene Ontology annotation, molecular function: guanyl-nucleotide exchange factor activity. Lineage: Eukaryota; Metazoa; Chordata; Mammalia; Rodentia; Cricetidae. The coding region runs from base 159 to 2549 and encodes 796 amino acids.
CGGCAGGGUUCGGGAGGGGGGGCGCGGAAAAGCUCGGGAGGGGACUCGAUCGAGGGCCAGAAACCGACCAGGACAGAGGGCCAGGACCCGCGCGCAGCCUCUCACCCCUCCCGACAGGCGCCCCCAUGGCUUGACCCCGCUGAUUCCUUCACUCGGCCAUGCUCCCGCGGCCCCUGCGGCUGCUUUUGGACACGAACCCCCCCGGGGGAGUCGUGCUGAGCAGCUUCCGGAGCCGAGACCCCGAAGAGGGUGGGGACCCAGGUGGCCGGGCCGUGGGCGGGGGGCAGGAGGAAGAGGAUGAGGAAGAAGAAGAGGCUCCUGUGUCUGUCUGGGAUGAGGAGGAGGAUGGCGCCACCUUUACUGUCACAAGCCGCCAGUAUCGGCCUCCUGAUCCCUUGGCCCCCUUGCCUCCCCCGCGUUCCUCCCGACGGCUCCGCGCUGGCACUCUGGAAGCCCUGGUCAGACACCUGUUGGACGCCAGGACGGCAGGGACUGACGUGACUUUCACGCCAGCGUUGCUGGCCACGCACCGGGCCUUCACCUCCACGCCCGCCCUGUUUGGGCUUGUGACUGACAGGCUGGAAGCCCUCGAGCUGCGUGCUCCUGGCGAGCUAGAGAGGACCACAGGGGUAGCCAUCUCCGUUCUUUCAACCUGGCUGGCCUCUCACCCUGAGGAUUUUGGCUCUGAGGUCAAGGGUCAGCUUGACCGGCUUGAGAGCUUCUUGCUUCGGACAGGGUAUGCAGCACGGGAGGGUGUUGGGGGGGACAGUGCUGACCUCAUCCGAAACCUUCGGGCCCGGGUAGAUCCCCGGGCCCCCGACCUUCCUAAGCCCCUGGCCCUUCCUGGCGAUUCCCCUGCUGACCCCACGGAUGUCCUGGUGUUCCUCGCUGACCACUUGGCCGAACAGCUGACCCUGCUAGAUGCGGAGCUGUUUCUCAACGUGAUCCCCUCUCAGUGUUUGGGAGGCCUCUGGGGUCACAGGGACCGGCCAGGACACUCUCACCUCUGCUCAUCUGUCCGAGCUACCGUCACACAGUUCAACAAGGUGGCAGGGGCAGUAGUUAGCUCUGUCCUGGGGGCCACCUCAAUUGGAGAGGGGCCGGGGGAGGUGACCGUGAGGCCCCUCCGACCCCCACAGAGGGCCCGGCUCCUGGAGAAGUGGAUCCGAGUGGCAGAGGAGUGCCGCCUGCUUCGGAACUUCUCCUCAGUCUACGCUGUUGUGUCUGCUCUGCAGUCCAGCCCUAUCCACAGGCUUCGGGCGGCCUGGGGGGAAGCAGCCAGGGACAGCCUCAGAGUCUUCUCCAGCCUGUGCCAGGUUUUCUCAGAGGAAGAUAAUUAUUCCCAGAGCAGGGAGCUCCUCAUGCAGGUGAGGCCAGUCUUGCUUUCCUACCUCUGCACCUGCUCCCUCCUCCCAAUCACCUGGUCUCUGUCACCACCAGGAAGUGAAGCUGCAGCCUCCUGUGGAGCCACACUCCAAGAAGGCACCAAGGGUGUGGUUCCAUAUCUUGGGACCUUCCUGAAGGACCUUGUGAUGCUGCAUGCCGCCUCCAAGGAUGAGCUGGAGAAUGGCUACAUCAAUUUUGACAAGCGGAGGAAGGAGUUUGCUGUCCUUUCCGAGCUGCUACGCCUCCAGAACGAAUGUCGUGGCUAUGACCUCCGACCUGACCCCGAUAUCCAGCAAUGGCUCCAGGGCCUCCAGCCAUUAACUGAAGCUCAGAGUCACCGUGUGUCCUGCGAAGUGGAACCACCUGGUACCAGCGACUCUCCUGCUGCAAGGAUGCUCCGGCCGACACUAGUCAUCUCCCAGUGGACAGAAGUCCUGGGCUCGGUUGGAGGCCCCACUCCUCUGGUGUCCUGGGAUCGGCCCAGUGUUGGGGGAGAUGAGGUCCCUGGAACCCCUGCUCCCCUGCUGACUCGGCUGGCCCAGCACAUGAAGUGGCCGUCCGUCUCCUCUCUGGACUCUGCCCUGGAAAGCAGCCCCUCCCUGCACAGUCCUGCUGACCCCAGCCACCUCUCCCCUCCAGCCUCCUCCCCUAGGCCUUCUCGAGGUCACCGCCGCUCAGCCUCCUGUGGAUCUCCAUUGAGUGGGGGCACAGGAGAAGGGGCCUCUAGGGGUGCUGGAUAUGGGGGAGGAGCAUCUGGACCAGGGUCCUCUGAUUGCCGAAUUAUCCGAGUCCAGAUGGAGCUGGGGGAAGAUGGCAGCAUCUACAAGAGCAUCUUGGUGACAAGCCAGGACAAGGCCCCAAGUGUCAUUAGUCGUGUCCUUAAGAAGAACAAUCGUGAUUCUGCAGUGGCUUCAGAGUUUGAGCUGGUGCAGCUGCUGCCAGGGGAGCGAGAGCUCGCCAUCCCACACUCGGCUAACGUCUUCUACGCUAUGGACGGUGCAUCUCACGAUUUCGUCCUGCGGCAGCGCAGAAGGUCCUCCGCUGCCACACCGGGCUCCCACGCCGGCCCCUCUGCCUCAGGGACUCCCCCAAGCGAGGGAGGAGGGGGCUCCUUUCCCAGGAUUAAGGCCACAGGGAGGAAGAUUGCGCGGGCCCUGUUCUGAGGAGGAUGUCCCGUUGGUUUACAGAAGUCAUAGCGCUUGCACCAGGUGUGAGCAGCCACCAAUGGCGGCCAUUACACCAGGGCGGAAAUCCCGAAAGGUGGCCAGCAGCCCUGGGACAGUGAAGUGCACUUGUUUACCAAACCACCUCAAAAGCCAGCCCCAUGGGACUGGUGACCAUAUAACCAAAUUGGGUCCCUGCACAUGGCGUCCACCCGAGGAAUGUGGCAUACUGUCAGUGCUGGGGAGAGUACACUCCUGCCACGUGCUAGCCUGUGAAGGGCCCAGGAGAGGCCUAGAGGCUGAGCCCAGGGUGGAGGACGAUGACAGGACGUUCUGCUGGGACUUUCUCGUCCCACACUGGGGGUUCUUGUCACUGUGCCAACACUAAGAUAAUAAACCAAACACUACCUGAU